Owenia fusiformis is the source of this 672-nucleotide messenger RNA. NCBI's taxonomy places the organism in Eukaryota, Metazoa, Annelida, Polychaeta, Sabellida, Oweniidae. The record is from the annotation of a GenBank genome assembly.
AUGUUCUGUCAAUAUGGCUUCAAACGAAACAGUGCAGGAUGUGAAAUCUGCGAAUGCCUAUCACCACCAGAAAUUGAAUGCCCACCAGUCAGAUGCAGAAUGUAUUGCAAACAUGGGUAUAAAACUGAUGUUAACGGAUGUGAAAUCUGUGAAUGCCAAUCACCACCAGAAAUUGAAUGCCCUCCAGUCAGAUGCAGAAUGUACUGUGAACAUGGGUAUAAAACUAAUGUUAACGGAUGUGAAAUCUGCGAAUGCCAAUCAGCACCAGAAAUUGAAUGCCCUCCAGUCAGAUGCAGAAUGUACUGUGAACAUGGGUAUAAAACUGAUGUUAACGGAUGUGAAAUCUGCGAAUGCCAAUCCCCACCAGAAAUUGAAUGCCCUCCAGUCAGAUGCAGAAUGUACUGUGAACAUGGGUAUAAAACUGAUGUUAACGGAUGUGAAAUCUGCGAAUGCCAAUCACCACCAGAGUGUUCACCUAUUAUUUGUUCAAUGUACUGUGAACAUGGGUUUACAACAGACAACAAUGGCUGCCCUAAAUGUGAAUGCAGACCCUACCCUGCUAUCUGUGGAGACAACAUUCCAGCUUGCCAUCUUCACUGUGAGGAUGGAUUUGAAGUUGAUGAGAAUAACUGCCCACUGUGUCAAUGCAAAGGUAAGAAAACCUUUUCAUAA